AUGGCGAGUUCCGAAGCCACGAUAGAUCCUAGUGAUCAGAUCACUCCAGUGACCCAACCUACGAUUGACAGACAGGACACACUUCAUUCGAAUUCCCAAGAGAAUGCCGAUACGGCACCAAGUAACGCCUCUCAAACAGAUCGCCCGGGCACCGAACAAUUCGAUCAACAGCUAGGUCGCAUGGUACAAAAAAUAGAUCAGCUAGACCGUCUAGUUCGCGAACACCAGGCACGCUGUUCUAGUUCAAGAGAUGACGUCUGGGUCGACCCAGAUUACUAUAAGUACUAUCCAGAGUAUGGUCAACCGAGAAAGAAGCCUAUUUGGAGUGUCACAGAAGGAUUCCCGCGCAUAGUAUACCGGCGCAAGAAACAAGCCGAUGGGUCGACAAAACUUGUGGCCAAACCCGCCGAUGAGCUAGCAGAACUCGGACAGGCGCAAGUCGACCCCAGCGUCGUUUCGGAGGAAUGCAUUUCGCCCCAAAAGACUGCCGCAGAAGCUGCCCAUAUCGACGAAAGCAACGACGACGAAGUGGAGCAAGAAGAGAAAGACCCAAAGAAGCUGCAAAACUGGUGGGCCCGUGUACGAGCAAAGCAUCCCGAGCCAACCGCCGAAUUUCUUGCUACAAUGACGGCCAUAUUCGUGGGAUUAGCGGCAGACCUUUCUGUAAACCUUCCCACCAACCAGCGUGUCCCAUAUGGCACACGUGAGACAUCAUGCUGGGCUUGGGGCUUUGCCUGGAUGUUCGGCAUGUAUAUGGCUGGAGGUGUGUCAGGAGCACACAUGAACCCGAUCAUGUCGAUCAGUUUAUCACUCUUUCGUGGCUUUCCCUGGGGGUUAUGCUUCGUCUAUGUGAUCGUCCAAAUUUUAGCGAGUAUGACGGCUGGAGCGUUAGUUUUCGGCUAUUAUAGUAGUGUCAUUCGACGUGUUGACCCAGCCAUGACUGAAACGGCGAAAAUCUUCUUUUCGAGCCCUCAAGAAUGGACCUCUUUCACGGAAUCUUUCUUCGAUCAAGUUUUAGGCGGCGCAAUAUUGAUGAUUGCAGCUUUCACGAUGAAUGAUGUCCCUACCAAAGCGGGAAUGCGUGGACUGUUUACUUCAUCCUCCGACAUCGUAUCGGCGCUAAAUCCUGCCUGUGAUCUCGGACCUCGAGUAGUUUUAUGGGCGUUUGGCUAUCGUGGGCCAGAGACAUUUUCAACAAACUGGUGGUUUUUUGGUCCGUGGCUUGCCACCUGGAUCGGUGCCAUGAUCGGGUGUAUACUAUAUGACACUCUCAUAUUUGACAGACCAGAAAGUCCAAUUAAUCAACAAGGGUUCAUUCGACGAAUCAAAGGAGGAAUUAAGAACAGAACGCGAAGCCUAUUCAACCUUAACAAGGAAGAGUAG
Annulohypoxylon truncatum is the source of this 1383-nucleotide messenger RNA. RefSeq names its product aquaporin-like protein. Gene Ontology annotation, biological process: water transport; glycerol transmembrane transport. Bases 1 to 1383 code for a protein of 460 amino acids. The record is from RefSeq and is a predicted model, not a curated record. Gene Ontology annotation, molecular function: water channel activity; glycerol channel activity. The transcript is spliced from 3 exons. Gene Ontology annotation, cellular component: plasma membrane. NCBI's taxonomy places the organism in Eukaryota, Fungi, Ascomycota, Sordariomycetes, Xylariales, Hypoxylaceae.